AUGUCAGGCAUAAACAUCAUAUAUCUCUUUUCGGACCUUCCAGGUCCAAUUCCGGCCGACGAGACCAUAAUGGAUGAGAUGGAAGACCUCAACCUGGGGUCAACCUACAGAAUUGUAUAUCGAUGCCGCGGCGGCAACCCAGACUCGGGUGAGCCGCAGCUCUUCCUGGACCGAGAGGGUCGUCCAUACUUCCUGACUCAUCUACCUUUUCUCGGAUCAGCCGGAGCACGCUGA
Auanema sp. JU1783 is the source of this 234-nucleotide messenger RNA. The record is from the annotation of a GenBank genome assembly. NCBI's taxonomy places the organism in Eukaryota, Metazoa, Nematoda, Chromadorea, Rhabditida, Rhabditidae.